Messenger RNA from Metarhizium robertsii ARSEF 23, 2253 nucleotides. Its product is annotated as Cyclin-like F-box. Gene Ontology annotation, molecular function: protein binding. The transcript is spliced from 4 exons. NCBI's taxonomy places the organism in Eukaryota, Fungi, Ascomycota, Sordariomycetes, Hypocreales, Clavicipitaceae. The coding region runs from base 1 to 2253 and encodes 750 amino acids. The record is from RefSeq and is a predicted model, not a curated record.
AUGAUUCCCUCAGCCGCGCCCGCCAACAUGAUGGCUACCAGGGCCAGCGCUGUCCCCGACGAACAGGACGACUCCCGCUCGUCGUCUUCUACCGCCUCGCCCGUCCCUGCCGACAACGAAGAGUCCGAUUUCUUUCUUGGCGCCAACGACUCCGAGUCGUCUUUGGGCGUCCCCAACUUCCAGGACAUGCAGGUCGAGGACUCGUGCUGGCCGCCCAUCAACAGGCUGCCCAACGAGAUCCUCAUCAGCAUCUUCGCCAAGCUCGGCGCCACAUCAGACCUGUAUCACUGUAUGCUGGUAUCCAAGCGAUGGGCUCGCAACGCCGUCGACCUGUUGUGGCACCGCCCUGCCUGCACCAACUGGAGAAACCAUAGCAGCAUCUGCCAGACCCUGGGCCUCGAGCGCCCUUUCUUCAGCUACCGCGACUUCAUAAAGCGAUUAAACCUCGCCGCCCUUGCUGACAAGGUCAACGAUGGAAGCGUCCUGCCCUUGGCCGCCUGCACCAGGGUCGAGAGGUUGACGCUGACAAACUGCCGGGGCUUGACCGACUCUGGCCUGAUCGCCCUGGUUGAGAAUAGCCCGUCGCUGCUGGCUUUGGAUAUUUCCAACGACAAGAACAUCACUGAGCAGUCCAUUAAUACUAUUGCCCAAAACUGCAAGAGGCUGCAAGGUCUCAACAUCUCCGGCUGUGACGGCAUCUCCAACGAGAGUAUGAUUAACCUGGCACAAAGCUGUAAAUAUAUCAAAAGGCUGAAACUAAACGAAUGUGUACAACUUCGCGACAAUGCUAUUCUCGCCUUUGCGGAACUAUGCCCCAACAUUCUUGAAAUCGAUCUCCACCAAUGCAUGCAUAUUGGGAACGCUCCAGUUACAUCCCUCUUGUUCAGAGGAACCUGCUUGCGAGAGCUCCGGCUUGCCAGUUGCGAGCUGAUCGACGACAGUGCAUUUUUAAAUCUUCCCGAUAAGCGAGUGCGGACCUAUGAACAUCUCCGAAUCCUCGACUUGACUUCCUGCACACGCCUUACUGAUGCCGCCGUGGAAAAAAUUAUCGACGUUGCCCCCCGCCUUCGCAAUUUGGUCCUUGCCAAGUGCCGCAAUAUUACGGAUGCCGCCGUACACGCCAUCUCGAAGCUUGGCAAGAACCUUCACUACGUCCAUUUAGGCCACUGCGGCCAAAUUACCGACGAGGGUGUCAAGAAGCUCGUACAGAGCUGCAAUCGUAUAAGAUAUAUCGAUUUAGGUUGUUGCACAAACUUGACAGACGACUCCGUAAAGCGAUUGGCGUUGCUCCCAAAACUAAAGAGAAUUGGUCUCGUGAAGUGCAGUUCCAUCACCGAUGAAUCCGUCUUUGCCUUGGCUGAAGCCGCUUAUCGGCCCAGAGUACGGAGAGAUGCUAGCGGAGUGUUUAUCGGAGGGGAAUACUACACGCCUAGUCUGGAGCGCGUCCAUCUGAGCUAUUGUAUUAAUUUGACAUUAAAGAGCAUCAUGAGGCUGCUCAACUCAUGCCCGAGACUCACUCACCUUAGUUUGACUGGCGUUGCUGCUUUUCAACGGGAUGAUUUCCAAGCUUACUGCAGAGUUGCGCCGGCUGAAUUUACUCAGCACCAACGCGACGUCUUUUGUGUCUUUUCUGGCAGUAUGGUCUCCCAGUUCCGUGAGUUCCUCAACACCUCAUCGCAAUUCGCAGAGCUCCGGGAAAGCCUGCCGUACCGAGCCGGGGGCAGUCGGAUCAGGGGUGCGGCUGCUAGACGUUCACAAGCUAUGGCCAACUAUCUCAACGCCGCUGAAGGUGAAGGCUUUGACGAUGAAAUGCCUGAUGAAGAGAAUGACUUUGAAGGCCUCGAAGGGACCGACAUGGCAGUUGACCCAGCGGCCCAGAAUCCACCACACAUUCCUGCUGCGCUUGCGUCUUCCGCGCCAUCGAUCCCAGUACCGCCGCCGCCGCCAGCACCUGGAAUCAUGCAGUAUCCUUUUGCUUCGGCUAGUCAUGCUCACCCGGCGAUUCCGAGUUUGGAACAGCAAUACGCGGCUUUAGUGGGACCCUUGGCUUUUUCUAGCUUCAUCACCAACGAACCAGCGACUGGCAAUCCACCACUUAGCGCUAAUGGGCGAGCGCAGGCAAGUAUAGCCAAUUUGACCUCGCAAUCAAUUCCCCAACGGGCGAGAACAUCUUCUGCAAGUGGUCUAGCAAAUGGCACUGGAGCUAGCACAGCUCCUCUGCACCAGCACCCUCCAGAUGACGAACAGCAAUGA